AUGGCAGAUCACCUGUUUGAUAUAAACUUCAAUGUGCCCACGGGGUCAACUCCCUCCUGCUGUUCGCACCAUUGACUACCUACAUACCAGAAAUCACGAUGUCUGCACCCGUGUCGAAGUUCUCUUCAUUCAACGUCCAUGAUGAUUUUGUCUACAAGAAUGUAGAUGGUGUAGCCAUCAAGACUGCCAUACUCGUUCCAAAGUCGUUGAAGCCAGGAACGAAAGCACCAGUCCUUGUGCACAUGCAUGGUGGAGGCUUUAUGACCGGCAAUAGGCUGUUCGAGCCGUGGUUCGCAUUAUGGUUCAUGCAAUGGGCAGAAUCCGUGGGGGCUGUAAUCGUCAGUCCUGAUCAUCGCUUGCUUCCGGAAAGCUCAAGCGAAGACAUGGCCGACGAUAUCGUCGACUUCUGGAGUUGGGUACACGCCAACUUGUCCGCCGAGGUCUCAAGAGUCACUUCCGGAGCGACUGAAGUUGACUUAGAAAACAUCGCGGUGGGGGGCGAGAGUGCUGGUGGUUUCCUCUCAGUGUUGUCUGCUUUGACCUGUCCCAACGCCAAGAUCAAGGCUGUAGUCUGUCAGUAUGGACCUCUGGACUAUGAAGUCCCUUGGUUCACUCAGCCCAACCACCAGAGGAGCAUCAUGGGAGCACCACCAGCUGAGCCUGGGAAGCCUGAGGCAGUGAUCCAAGACUAUCUGACCAGAUACGUGGACGUCGAGAAGAUUGCGGUCCGUACAGAGAGCCGUGUAGAAGAACUUUGGCCUCUUUGCGUCGCGUAUGCACACGCCGGUAAACUUGCUGGAGCCCUCGGACGAUCUGACAAAGUCAUGCCUAUGAGACUUAUUGAGAAGGCCGAGAGUCUGCCACCUAUUUGGUUCGUGCACGGCAGCGGAGACACAAUCGUCAAUCCAGAUUGCACUAUGAACUUUGUCAACAAGGUCAAGAAGCUACUGCCCCAGACACCUAUGCAUGUAUCCAUGGAACCAGGAGAGCAUGGUUUCGACGGUGGUGUUCCGCUGGAUGAGAAGUGGGUGCAAGACGGCCUGUCGUUUGUCUCACAGUACUGGCCUCUCAGUUCGUAGUUCUCGACUUUAAACAGAAACCAAUAAUCAAUCUCUAGAUCUGUUAAGAUGCCA
Aureobasidium pullulans EXF-150 is the source of this 1133-nucleotide messenger RNA. RefSeq names its product alpha/beta-hydrolase. The transcript is spliced from 3 exons. NCBI's taxonomy places the organism in Eukaryota, Fungi, Ascomycota, Dothideomycetes, Dothideales, Saccotheciaceae. Bases 99 to 1079 code for a protein of 326 amino acids. The record is from RefSeq and is a predicted model, not a curated record. Gene Ontology annotation, molecular function: hydrolase activity.